AUGGUUCCUGAGGCUGAGGACAUGGUUCCUGAGGCUGAGGACAAGGUUCCUGACGCUGAGGACAAGGUUCCUGACGGGGAGAACAAGGUUCCUGAGGCUGAGGACAAGGUUCCUAACGCUGAGGACAAGGUUGCUGACGCUGAGGACAAGGUUCCUGACGCUGAGGACAAGGUUCCUGACGCUGAGGACAAUGUUCCUGAUGCUGAGAACAAGGUUCCUGACUGUGAGGGCAAGGUUCCUGACGGUGAGGACAAGGUUCCUGAGAGUGAGGACAAGGUUCCUGACGGAGAGGACAAGGUUCCUGACGCCGAGGACAAUGUUCCUGACGCUGAGGAGAAGGUUCCUGACGCUGAGGACAAGGUUCCUGACUGUGACGACAAGGUUCCUGACGCUAAGGAGAAGGUUCCUGACGCUGAGGACAAGGUUCCUGGCGCUGAGGACAAGGUUCCUGACGGUGAGGACUAGGUUCCUGACGGUGAGGACAAGGUUCCUGACGAUGAGGACAAGGUUCCUGACGUUGAGGACAAGGUUCCUGAGGCUGAGAACAAGGUUCCUGAUAGUGAGGACAAGGUUCCUGACGGUGAGGACAAGGUGACUGACUUUGAGGACAAGGUUCCUUACGCUGAUGACAAGGUUCCUGACGCUGAGGGCAAGGUUCCUGACGCUGACGACAAGGUUCCUCACAGUGAGAACAGGGUUCCUGACGGUCAGGACAAGGUACUAGACGGUGAGGACAAGGUUCCUGACGCUGAGAACAAGGUUUCUGACGCUGGGGACAAGUUUCCUGAGGCUGAAGACAAGGUUCCUGGCGCUGAGGACAAGCUUCCUGGCGGUGAGGACAAGGUGCUGACACCGAGGACAAGGUUCCUGAUGCUGAGAACAAGGUUGCGGAAUCUGAGGAGAAGGUGGGUACUCUGAGGAGAAGGUUCCUAACGCUGAGGACAAGGUUCCUGACGGGGAGGACAAAGUUCCUGACGGUGAGGACAAGGAUCCUGACGCUGAGGACAAGGUUGCUGACGCUGAGGACAAGGUUUCUGACGCUGAGGACAAGGUUCCUGACGCUGAGGACAAGGUUCCUGACGCUGAGGACAAGGUUCCUCACAGUGAGAACAGGGUUCCUGACGGUGAGGACAAGGUACUAGACGGUGAGGACAAGGUUCCUGACGCUGAGAACAAGGUUCCUGACGCUGAGGACAAGUUUCCUGAGGCUGAGGACAAGGUUCCUGGCGCUGAGGACAAGGUUCCUGGCGGUGAGGACAAUGUGCUGACACCGAGGACAAGGUUCCUGAUGCUGAGAACAAGGUUGCGGAAUCUGAGAAGAAGGUUGCGAACGCUGAGGAGAAGGUCCCUAACGCUGAGGACAAGGUUCCUGACGGGGAGGACAAAGUUCCUGACGGUGAGGACAAGGAUCCAGACGCUGACGACAAGGUUCCUGACGCUGAGGACAAGGUUCCUGACGGUGAAGACAAGGUUCCUGAUGGUGACGACAAGGUUCCUGAUGCUGAUGACAAGGUUCCUGACGCUGAGGACAAGGUUCCUGAUGCUGAGGACAAGGUUCCUGACGGUGAGGACAAGGUAUCUGACGGUGAGGAUAAGGUUCCUGACGGUGAGGACAACGUUCCUGACGCUGAGGACGAGGUUCCUCACGCUAACGACAUGGUUCCUGACAGUGAGGACAAGGUUCCUGACGGUGAGGACAAGGUAUCUGACGGUGAGGAUAAGGUUCCUGACGCUAAGGACAAGGGUCCUGACGCUGAGGACAAGGUUCCUGAAGCUGAGGACAAGCUUCCUGACAGUGAGGACAAGGUUACUGAUUGUGAGGACAAGGUUCCUGACUGUGAGGACAAGGUUCCUUACGAUGACGACAAGGUUCCUUACGCUGACGACAAGGUUCCUGACAGUGAGGACAAGGUUCCUGACGGUGAGGACAAGGUAUCUGACGGUGAGGAUAAGGUUCCUGAUGGUGAGGACAAGGUUCCUGACGGUGAGGACAAGGUUCCUGACGCUGAGGAAAAGGUUUCUGUUGCUGAGGACAAGAUUCCUGACGGUGAGGACAAGGUGCCUAACGCUGAGACAAGGUUCCUGUCGCUGAGGACAAGGUUCCUGAGGCUGAGGACAAGGUUGCUAACGCUGAGGACAAGGUUCCUAACGCUCAGGAGAAGGUUCGUAACGCUGAGGACAAGGUUCCUGACCCUGAGGACAUGGUUCCUGAGGCUGAGGACAAGGUUCCUGACGCUGAGGCCAACGUUCCUGACGGUGAGGACAAGGUUCCUGACGCUGAGCACAAGGUUCCUAACGCUGAGGACAAGGUUCCUAACGCUGAGAACAAGGUUCCUGAUGCUGAGGACAAGUUUCCUGAGGCUGAGGAGAAGGUUCCUGACUGUGAGGACUAGGUUUCUGACGGUGAGGACAAGGUUCCUCACGGUGAGGACAAUGUUCCUGACGGUAAAGACAAGGUUCGUGACAGUGAGGACAAGGUUCCUGACGGUAAGGAAAAGGUUCCUGACGGUGAGGACUAGGUUCCUGACGGAGAGGACAAGGUUCCUGACGGUGAGGACAAGGUUCCUGACAAUGAGGACAAGGUUCCUGACGCUGAGAACAAGAUUCCUGAUAGUGAGGACAAGGUUCCUGCCGUUGAGGACAAGGUUCCUGAUGCUGAGGACAAGGCUCUUGACGCUGAGGACAAGGUUUCUGACCCUGAGGACAUGGUUCCAGAAGGUGAGGACAAGGUUCCUGACGCUAAGGACAAGGUUCCUAACGCUGAGGACAAGGUUCCUGACGCUGAGGACAAGGUUUUUGACGCGGAGGACAAGGUUCCAGAAGGUAAGGACAAGUGUCCUGACGCUGAGGACAAGGUUCCUGACUCUGAGGACAAGGUUCCUGACAGUGAGGACAAGGUCCCUGACUGUGAGGACAAGGUGCCUGACUGUGAGGACAAGGUUCCUUACGCUGACGACAAGGUUCCUGACGCUGAGGACAAGGUUCCUUACGCUGACGACAAGGUUCCUGACAGUGAGGACAAGGUUCCUGACGGUGAGGACAAGGUACCUGACGGUGAGGACAAGGUUUCAUGACGAUGAGGACAAGGUUCCUGACGGUGAGGACAAGGUUCCUGACGGUGAGGACAAGGUUUCAUGACGGUGAGGACAAGGUUCCGGACGGUGAGGACAAGGCUCCUGACGCUGAGGACAAGGUUCCUGACUGUGACGACAAGGUUCCUGACGGUGAGGACAAGGUUCCUGACGCUGAGGACAAGGUUCCUUACGCUAACGACAAGGUUCCUGACAGUGAGGACAAGGUUGCUGACGGUGAGGACAAGGUACCUGACGGUGAGGACAAGGUUACUGACGGUGAGGACAAGGUUCUGGACGGUGAGGACAACGUUCCUGACGCUGAGGACAAGGUUCCUGACUGUGAGGACAAGGUUCCUGACCGUGAGGACAAGGUUCCGGACGGUGAGGACAAGGGGCCUAACGCUGAGACAAGGUUCCUGACGCCCAGGACAAGGUUCCUGAGGCUGAGGACAAGGUUCCUAACGCUGAGGACAAGGUUCCUAACGCUGACGAGAAGGUUCGUAACGCCUAGGACAAGGUUCCUGACCCUGAGGAAAUGGUUCCUGUGGCUGAGGACAUGGUUCCUGAGGCUGAGGACAAGGUUCCUGACUCUGAGGACAAGGUUCCUGACGCUGAGGACAAGGUUCCUAACGCUGAGGACAAGGUUCCUACGCUGAGAACAGGGUUCCUGACGCUGAGGACAAGGUUCCUGAGGCUGAGGACAAGGUUCCUGACUGUGAGGACAAGAUUGCUGACGCUGAGGAGGUUUCUAACGCUGAGGACAAGGUUUCAGGCGCUGAGAACAAGGCUCCUGACAGUGAGGACAAGGUUCCUGACGCUAAGGACAAAGUUCCUGCCUGUGAGGACAAGGUUCCUUACGCUGACGACAAUGUUCCUGACGCUGAGGACAAGGUUCCUGACGCUGACGACAAGGUUCCUGACAGUGAGGACAAGGUUCCUGAAGGUGGAGACAAGGUUCCUGACGCUGACGACAAGGUUCCUGAAGCUGAGGACAAGGUUCCUGACUGUGAGGACAAGGUUCCUGACUGUGAGGACAAGUUUCCUGACUGUGAGGACAAGGUUCCUGACGCUGACCCUGACGGCAAGGUUCUUGACGCUGAGGACAAGGUUCCUGACGCUGAGGACAAGGUUCCUGACAGUGAGGACAAGGUUCCUGACGGUAAGAAAAAGGUUCCUGACGGUGAGGACAAGGUUUCUGACGGAGAGGACAAGGUUCCUGACGGUGAGGACAAGGUUUCUGACGCUGAGAACAAGGUUCCUGAUAGUGAGGACAAGGUUCCUGACGGCGAGGACAAGGUUUCUGACGGUGAGGACAAGGUACCUGACGGUGGGGACAAGGUUCCUGACGAUGAGGACAAGCUUCCUGACGGUGAGGACAAGGUUCUUGACUGUGAGAACAAGGUUCCUGACGGUGAGGACAAGGUUCUUGACUGUGAGAACAAGGUUCCUGACGGUGAGGACAAGGUUCCUGACGCUGAGGACAAGGUUCCUGACGCUGAGGACAAGGUUCCUGACGCUGAGGACCAGGUUGCUGAUGCUGAGGACAAGGUUCCUGACGGUGAGGACAAGGUUCCUGACGGUGAGGACAAGGUUCCUGACGCUGAGGACAAGGUUCCUGAAUGUGAGGUCUAGGUUCCUGACGGUGAGGACAAGGUUCCUGACUGUGAGGACAAGAGUCCUGACGCUGAGGAGGUUUCUAUCGCUGAGGACUAGGUUCCAGGCGUUGAGGACAAGGUUCCUGACGCUGACGACAAGGUUCCUGACAGUGAGGACAAGGUUCCUGACGGUGAGGACAAGGUACCUGACGGUGGGGACAAGGUUCCUGACGAUGAGGACAAGGUUCCUGACCGUGAGGACAAGGUUCUUGACUGUGAGGACAAGGUUCCUCACGGUGAGGACAAGGUUCCUGACGCUGAGGACAAAGUUCCUGACGCUGAGGACAAGGUUCCUGACGCUGAGGACCAGGUUCCUGAUGCUGAAGACAAGGUUCCUGACGGUGAGGACAAGGUUCCUGACGGUGAGGAGAAGGUUCCUGGCGCUGAGGACAAGGAUCCUGACUGUGAGGACAAGGUUCCUGAUGGUGAGGACAAGGUUCCUGACGGUGGAGACAAGGUUCCUGACGCUGACGACAAGGUUCCUGACGCUGAGGACAAGGUUCCUGACUGUGAGGACAAGGUUCCUGACUGUGACGACAAGCUUCCUGACUGUGAGGACAAGGUUCCUGACGCUGACGCUGACGACAAGGUUCUUCACGCUGAGGACAAGGUUACUGACGCUGAGGACAAGGUUCCUGACAGUGAGUACAAGGUUCCUGAGGUAAGAAAAAGGUUCCUGACGGUGAUGACAAGGUUCCUGACGGAGAGGACAAGGUUCCUGACGGUGAGGACAAUGUUCCUGACGCUGAGAACAAGGUUCCUGAUAGUGAGGACAAGGUUCCUGACGGCGAGAACAAGGUUUCUGAGGGUGAGGACAAGGUUCCUGACGCUGAGGACAAGGUUUCUGACGCUGAGGACAAGGUUCCAGACGGUGAGGACAAGGUUCCUGACGCUAAGGACAAGGUACAUGACGCUGAGGACAAGGUUCCUGACGCUGAGGACAAGGUUCCUGACGCUGAGGACCAGGUUCCUGAUGCUGAAGACAAGGUUCCUGACGAUGAGGACAAGGUUCCUGACGGUGAGGACAAGGUUCCUGGCGCUGAGGAGAAGGAUCCUGACUGUGAGGACAAUGUUCUUGAUGGUGAGGACAAGGUUCCUGACGGUGGAGACAAGGUUCCUGACGCUGACGACAAGGUUCCUGACGCUGAGGACAAUGUUCCUGACUGUGAGGACAAGGUUCCUGACUGUGAGAACAAGCUUCCUGACAGUGAGGACAAGGUUCCUGACGGUGAGGACAAGGUACCUGACGGUGGGGACAAGGUUCCUGACGAUGAGGACAAGGUUCCUGACCGUGAGGACAAGGUUCUUGACUGUGAGGACAAGGUUCCUCACGGUGAGGACAAGGUUCCUGACGCUGAGGACAAGGUUCCUGACGCUGAGGACAAGGUUCCUGACGCUGAGGACCAGGUUCCUGAUGCUGAAGACAAGGUUCCUGACGGUGAGGACAAGGUUCCUGACGGUGAGGACAAGGUUUCUGAUGGUGAGGACAAGGUUCCUGACUGUGGAGACAAGGUUCCUGACGCUGACGACAAGGUUCCUGACGCUGAGGACAAGGUUCCUGGCGCUGAGGACAAGGUUCCCGACUGUGAGGACAAGGUUCCAGACGGUGAGGACAAGGUUCCUGACGCUGAGGACAAGGUUCCUGACGCUGAGGACACAACCUCGUACCCAAUGCUUCUGCGCUUAUUGCUCUCAGAAGCCCUGGGAUAAUCCAACUGAGAACGUGAUUUGAUUGGUCAAUGCGAAUACAAUGAAAGUACUGGAAGUUAUUCAUUAACCGGGUGAUAUUUUGGCAACAUGGCUUCUAUCUCAAGUAGUGUAUACAAAAGUUAAAUGCUGGUUUUUGCAUGAAAAUACUUUUUUAAAUCAAAUUCUGGGCUAUUUUGAAAAGAGCAAAAAAAGAAAUGGACAUUUUUAUUUGUAAAUAAGCAAGAAUGGCGAACAGAGUAAAAAAAUUAACAUAAUAAAGCGAAACAUUGCUCGUUCGAAAACUGAAAUUUCAAGUAUAAAUCUACAACUUCAACCACGAUAUUCAAUGUAAAUAUUACAUAAUAAAGUUUUUAAUACCUUUUUUACCUUUAUUUGAUAAAUUGUGUGUUCUAUAUUAUUGCAUUUUGUAUUGGAAUAGGAUAAAUUAUGAAUUAUACACAAAUAUUUAAAUUUACAAAUUAUUCCCAACUUGAGGAUGCUGGGUGCACUGGCUCAGAGUUUGUAUUAGUGCCUAUUUAUUAUUGAGUUAUUACUGCCUCUAAAUCUCUAGAUCUAAUGUAGAAACCUUGUAAUCUGUUACUUAAUACCAUAAAGAAACUGUUGAUAGCACAUAUAUUAAAUGACUAUUAAUCAAAAUGAACUAAAUUUUCGACCAUUAUAUAGCAUAUUUCCCCCAAUAUUAAGGGAAUAAUUUCUCCUAUUUAUUUUUAUAAUAAGCCAAUAUUGCCCAACUGUGAAGUAAAUAUUGCCCGACUGGCCUAGUCUGCCCAACAUUUGAGCCCAGCCCUGUACGCCUAUGACCAGGCCUACAGGUGGACCCACAACCUGAUCGGGCACAAUUUUAUUUUUCUCCAAAAUUUCCCCUCCCGAUGUACAAGGAUUGACAAUUUGACAGUUUGAUUAGAUUUGGAAAAAAAACCACAGUUAUAUUGGGUCAUUCCAGAAAACACUCAUACCACUCCCACAGAGGAAAUUGAAAGUUAAUCCCUCCUACCCCUUUGGAUGUCCUAAUAUAUUUACUAUUAUCAGAAAAAUUUCCCCCCCCCCCUCCCCUUCUGAACGGCAGAAAUUUCCUCUGUGGGGGGAGUGUGGAUAUUUUCUGGAACAACCUAUUAGAGAAAUGCUUUUGCACAAAUUUUCUCACAAUUUUCUUGCAUGUCAGAACACUGUUCUAAGUUGCAACUAAAAUUCAGAGGUCUGAAAGGCUCAAGUCAAUUCCAGUGGUGUAACCAGAGGGGGGGGGGGUGGGGGGUAUCAAAAUAUUUUAAAUGUUCUGAACUUGUUUGUAAUUAAUUAGAGUUGAACAUGUGUUAACUGCAAGGUUAUUUCAAAUCACCAAAACACAUUAAAAUAGCCCCCCAAAAUGGCACUUUAUUAACUAUAAUUUAAAAAGUCUACAUUGUACUAUAUUAUACAUGGAUAGCUUGGGAGUCCAAAUAUAUUUUUACAUACUAACAAACUUUAUUCAAACUAGUGCAGGCCCCUCCUGGGGAUUUCAGUCCCCCUUGAAGGCCUUAAUUAGAAAUUCUGGCUACAUCACUGCUCAAUUCCAUUGCCAAUGAUGGUGUUAGCAUGAUUAGACAGAGUAGGUUAACAAACUAGUGUGUAUUAUGAGAUAAUCCAUUGAACACCAAUGAUCUAUCCCAACAUCUAUCCAGCAAAGUUUUUUUGGGGGGUGCUAACCAAUGGCGAAACGAGAGCCAAAGGCGCGAGAUUUCUAGGGUGGUCUGGGGGCAUACUACCACGGAAAAUUUUUAAAAUUUGGGUCUCUGAAAUGCAUUUCCAGCAUUCUGAGAAAACAUUCUGGAAAAUUUUUAGAUUCUCAAAACAUUUAAAAAUUCAGAAAUUUAAUAUUGGCUAUUCCACUAUUGUCAACUAGUGAUAUGCAACUGAAUUCCUUAACAUAAGUUGGUUAGAAUUAGGAUAAGCAUCAUUUUUGCACCCCCCCCCCCAUGCACCCCUGUUGACCAGAGCCUGGGGGGGGGUGCACACCAGAGUAAAAUAAAAAGUAAGACACAAUGUAUAACUUAAUAGGUAAGGUUAAUGGCCAGAACUAAAUGAUAAACAAUAUUUUAUAAUAAACCCAAAUUAGUUCAGCACCAUUGGUUCUUAUAACACUGUUCAUUCCAAUACUAGAACAUCAGCAAUUAACAAAAGUUGGAGUUUCAUCCGAUAACAUGUAUGCUUCUAACCAUGCUGUCCAUGUCCUUUUUAAUUUUCAACAUUGAUUCCCAAAGCCAUUAUUCUCAAGAUUUGCUAAAAAGGUUUUCCAAAUAUUAAAGUACAGAAUUAUAUUACAUCACUCAUCACUGUUCAUUUUACAUUCUUCAAGUAGAUGCAUGUUUACAGGACAGUAUAUCUUGUGCAUUUAUAAUUAAAUCUUGCAAUAUCUUGUUCAAAACCAUCAAAUCCAAGAUAAUCGGCAGCCAGCCACGUUACCAGUAAGAUUUCUAGUCUGUUAAUUUUGAAAUGACCAAUGUUGUACUCGAAUAUAAAUAUUUAUACUUUAAUUAUUGAAUAGCCCCUGUAUAUCGCUGACAAGGUAUGCUGUUGUCGCGAUAUAAGAUGUUCUUUUGCUUGCCAAAGCGCUAAUUUUACGCAUAAUUGUAUCUCUAAAUUGAUCAUUCCUGACUGUUAAGGAACUUCAAGAUUAAGGCGCGAUGUGGGCGCAGCGACCGCGAAACGUGAAUACGCAAUAAUUAACAUAAAUUGCGCGUAAGCAUGAUGUAGAUACAGCACGUUUCAACGUUAAAAUGGGAUGAAAAUAUGACACACCUUAGACGUGACUAAGGGAAGGAACUUUAUGUGGUUAAACAUGACGUAUGAACAGAAAAAUAGUUUCCUAGUUUUAGAGUAUAAAUAUGAGUGUAAAAAUAUUAUAUUGUAAUGGUAUUGGGUGAUUGGAAAGUGUGAGUAUUAGAGUGUAUUAGUAUGAAAUGUAUGUAGAAUGGUUAGUUUGAUUGAUUGUAAAAGAUUGUUUGAAUAAAGGAAAAUUGGAAAAAAGGAAAUACAGUCCCAGUGGUUUGUUGACUGAACCAGCGAGCGGAAAUUUCUUAUAGUUUAACCAAACUUGUGCGAAGAAAUUACAACAACUGGUCCUUCGUGCCGGAUAGAUUGAUUGAGAAUACUGAGUGAAUUGAACGAUUUGUUGAAUUGAGAACUAUGUCGGAAUUAGGUACGAAAAAGAAGAUGAGAGGUGGGCAUCGAGGCCACGCGGCGAAGUUAAUAAGCGGUGCUCGUGAGUUAGUGGAGACCUAUGACGGGCAACGGAAAAGUGCGGUAGAGCAGGCGAAAGUUGGUCUCGAAGAAAAAUUAGAAACAUUGAGAGUAUUAGAUACGGCGAUACAAGACAUGAUUUGCGCGAGUGAAGCUACAUACGAAGCGUUUCUGGAAGAGAUAGAAAGCUCUGCGAAAGUACGGGCAGAGAUGCAAGAAGCGAUCAUAUUGAUCAACGGGGCCCUCACGACGACAGGAGAACAAACCUUGGCUACGGAGCCAAGCAGCAGUAGCUCGAAUGCGAUGGCGGAUCUAGAGAACGGCGGAUCGUCGAGCCACGCAAGACUACCUAAGCUGGAAGUGAGAAAAUUCGACGGAAAGAUCCAUGAAUGGCAAGAGUUUUGGGAUAGCUUCAAAAGUGCUAUCCAUAACAAUACGCGGUUAUCUGACGUAGAUAAGUUUUCAUACCUACGUGGGUUGAUUGAGGGACCGGCGAAAGCUACGAUUGCGGGAUUUUCCCUGACGGCGGAGAAUUACGCCGCGGCUGUAGAGCUGUUGGAACGGAGAUUUGGCAAGAAAGUUGCUAUAGAACGGGCUCAUGUGAGCCAAUUGUUGAAAGUGCCACCAGUGUACGGCGAAAAGGAUGUGCGUGGACUCAGAAUAUUGCACGACACGGUGGAGACCCAUUAUCGUGGAUUGUGCGCGUUAAAGGUCGACGAAAAUACAUACUCUGGUAUUGUGGUACCAACGUUAUUGGAGAAGAUUCCAGAUUCGGUGAGACUUACUAUCACUAGAGGGGAAGAAUACCUUAAAUGGAGUAUAAAAGAAUUAUUGCAAGCACUGUUAACCGAGGUGGAAUUACGGGAAGACUAUAGACUGACGCCACAAGUGAAACCUCCUGCUGGAAAUGGAAGGAGAAUGUACAACGCGAGUGCACUACAAGUGAAUCUGGAUUCUGGUCGGGAUAAAGAUCGAUGUGCGUUCUGUAUGGGGAAGCAUCGCCAUGAAGAUUGUGCCAGAGUGAAAGAUAUGAGAGAACGAAGGAACUUGAUACGUAAGUUUGCUCGAUGCUAUAAAUGUUUAGAGAAAGGACAUUGUGCACGUGACUGUAAAGUAGUUGUUCAAUGUAAAAACUGUAAGGGGGGUCACCAUAGUGCUUUAUGCGAAACUGAAGUAAGCAGUGCAUCAGGGGAGGAGGGUGCGCAAGUAGGGAAUGAGGCGAGCACCCAUAUAGUUAAUGUACCUGCCAGCAUGUUAGUUGGGGGCAGCAGUAGGAUCGCGCUCCAAACAGCCCAAGCGCUAAUUAAGGGUAGUAAUAGUAGUAAUAGAGUAAGAGUAAUGUUUGACUCUGGGAGUCAUAAAUCGUUCGUAACUGCGGACGUAGCACGCGCGCAUAAUUUAAAAUUGCUUAGGAAGGAGUGGCUUAGCAUAAGUACGUUUGGUCGGAAAACCACUGAAUCGGGAUUGCGUGAUGUAGUUCUUAUCGACCUGAUUCCUGUAAGCGGUGGUGGGAAUCUGACACUCGAGGCUUAUGUCGUGCCGGAGAUUUCACGAAUAAGCAACGAGCACGUUGAAGUCGUUAAGAAAGACUUUUCGCAUUUGCGUAACCUUUGGUUUUCAGACGUAUUCCGGACCAAAGAGGAGCUUGAAAUUGAUUUGUUGAUCGGUUCAGAUUAUAUUUGGAAGUUUCAGAGGGGCCGAACCAUACGGUGGGAGCCUGAGGAGCCGGUUGCAAUUGAAACUGAGUUGGGAUACGUUUUGAGUGGUCCUCUUAAACCAUGUGAAGGGAGAGGCAGACAGGAUUAUUCAGUUCAUUUCCUUUCCCAGCAAAGAGUAGACACAGAUAGUGUUAGUUUAGAGAGUGAAGUGAGAAGACUGUGGGAUUUAGAUUCGAUUGGUAUUAGAGUAAAUGAUGAGGUGCAUGAAACGUUUGAAAAUGAAGUAAGUUUUAAAGAUGGCAAGUAUUCGGUAAAGUUGCCAUGGAAGCAGGGUCAUGAACCCUUGCCCAGUAAUUACGUAAACAGUUUAGCUCGCAUGCAAAACCAAUUAAGGAAAUUGCGCAAAGAUCCGGAAGUGUUGGCAGAUUAUGACGCGAUAAUUAAGGAUCAGUUAAAGACUGGAGUAAUAGAACCGGUUGCAGCGCUGGAAAAGCCAAGCGAUAAGUUGCACUAUUUGCCGCAUCAAGCAGUAAUUAGGAAAGAGGCCGAGACCACUAAGAUAAGAAUUGUGUAUGAUGCGUCAGCAAAGGAGUCUAAGAACGGAACGUCCUUGAAUAAUUGUUUGCACACAGGACCAUCAUUGAAUCCACUGUUGUUUGAUAUACUUGUUAGGUUUCGAGAAAAUAAGGUUGCGCUCGUAGGAGAUAUUGAGAAAGCGUUUCUUAAUAUUGAAGUCGAUCCAGGCGAUCGAGAUUGUUUAAGAUUUUUGUGGGUAGAUGACUAUAAGAAGGAAAGUGCCGAAACUAUUGUUUAUCGUUUUUGUCGUGUAGUAUUUGGGUUAAAUGCGUCACCGUUUUUAUUGAAUGCCACAAUUAGACAUCAUUUAAAUAAGUUUGUUUCGACCGAUCCAUGUUUCGUAAGGAAAAUGCUAGAAGGAUUUUACGUGGAUGAUUUAGUAUCAGGCGGAAACACAAGCGAAGAUGCAUUUGAGUUAUAUAAUAAGGCUAGAUCUCGAAUGGAAAGCGGAGGUUUUCGAUUGCGUAAGUGGAAAACAAAUGAUCCGACAUUAAGACAGAAAAUUUGUGAGUCUGAGAAGGAUGUGCCACAACAAGUAAUUAGGGGUUUGGAAGAAGACGAAACGUAUGCAAAAUCAAAAUUGGUUCCUCAAAGUGGAACAAAGGGUGAAAAAGUUUUAGGAUUGGCAUGGAAUUUACAGAAUGACACAAUACGUUUCAAUUUUGAACACAUUGCACGUAAGAAAGAAAGCUCGGAACCGACCAAAAGAAGCUUGUUGAGUUUAUUAAGUAGCUUGUUUGAUCCGUUAGGUUUAAUCAGUGGAAUUAUUGUAAGCAUGAAAAUACUGUUUCAAGAUGUCUGUAAGAGUAAGUUAGGAUGGGACGACACAUUUGGCAAUGACAUGAAAAAGCGAUUAGAUAAGUGGAUUAAAGAUUUAGUUGCAACACGAGAGAUAUACGUUGACAGAUGUUUAUAUGAUGCAAAUGUAGGAAAUAUUUCUGAAUGUUAUUUACAUGGCUUUGGCGACGCGUCCAAGAAUGCGUAUUGCGCUGUAGUGUAUUUGGUUUAUCGUACGGGAGGCGGAGAGACGCACGCAAAAUUGAUAGCAAGUAAGACUAGGAUAGCACCUUUGAAAGAAUUGUCGAUUCCGCGCUUGGAAUUAAUGUCAGCUAGGAUACUUGCACAGCUUGUAAACACUAUUCGCAGCGCGCUAAGUUCACAGCUAAAAUUAGAUGGCGUUCGAUACUGGCUAGAUAGCAAAACAGCUCUGUGUUGGAUAAGGAACCAACGAGAAUGGAAGCAAUUUGUAAAACAUAGGGUUAAUGAGAUUUUACAAUUGACAAAUAAGGAUGAGUGGUCGUAUGUUUCAACGCAUGAAAAUCCUGCGGAUAUAGGAAGUAGGGGGGUUCUAGCCUCACAGUUAAAGGGUAAUCAGUUAUGGUGGAACGGACCGACAUGGUUAUCAGAGCAACCAAGUAAUUGGCCAUCAUAUUUUGAAAUUAGUAAAACGCCAGAGAGUUUUCUUGAAGAGAAGAAGUUCGCAACAAUUUUGUCUGUUAAGAAAGACCAAGUAAGCAGUUUAAAGGCUGUAAUUGAUAUAGAACGUUACAGCAGUCUAAUGAGACUUCUGAAGGUUACAGCAUGGGUAAGACGAGCAGUUAACAAUUUCAGAAAACUUUUGAAUAAAAAUGAAUGUGUAACGACUAAUUUGACAGCGGAAGAAAUUAAUAGAGCCGAAAUAGAAUGGGUAAAAGCGACCCAGUGUGAAUUAAAGGAACAAGAUAAUUAUAAGCAGUUGGUUCGAAAACUAGGAUUAGUUGAAGAAGACGGAGUUUUAAGAUGUACAGGUAGACUUGGCAAUUCAGAUUUGGAAUUAGAUGCCCAGAAACCGAUUUUGUUGCCAAAAGAGCAUAAGUUUACUCGUUCGGUAAUAGAAGCAUGCCACCAGAAAGUACACCACUGCGGUGUUAGAUCAACGUUAGCGGAAUUAAGGUCAAUAUUUUGGGUGCCGAAGGGCAGACAGAUUGUCAAAAAGAUUUUGAAUCAAUGUGUUACUUGCAAAAGACUGAUAGGCAAGUCAUAUAAAGAGCCAGCAACAGCAGCACUACCAGAGUUUCGGGUGACUAAAGCGCCACCAUUUUCCAGAGUAGGAAUAGAUUUUGCAGGACCGCUAUAUGCAAAGGAUGCUUCUGGUGAGAUGAAAAAGGUAUAUAUCGCAUUGUUUUCUUGCUGCGUCACCAGAGCAGUCCACCUAGAAUUAGUAGAUGAAAUGUCGGCAGAAGCGUUUAAGCGUUGCUUGCGGAAAUUUACAGCGCGGCGGGGAAUGCCUAAGCUAAUAGUUUCAGAUAAUGCGAAAACCUUUCAAGCAACAGAAAAGGAUUUGAAUAAGUUAUUUGAUCAUCCAGAAAUAAAGUCAUACUUUAAUAAUAUGAGAAUAGAAUGGAAGUUCAAUUUAGAAAGAGCACCCUGGUGGGGUGGCUUCUUUGAGAGAAUGGUAGGCUGUGUGAAGCAGUGUUUAAGAAAGACAUUAGGUAGAGCUAGAUUGAAAAGAGAUGAGUUAGAAACAGUGUUAGUAGAAGUAGAGUGUACGCUUAAUUCUAGACCGUUGACGUACGAGUAUGAUGAAGUGGGAGAAGAGGUGUUAACUCCAUCUCAUUUGAUUUUCGGUAGGAGAAUAAAUUCAUUACCUGAUGUGGUAGACGAGCGAGAGGAAGCUAUAGGUGAACGCGAGUGUACAGCAAGAUUUAGGUAUCUCAGUAAUAGAUUAGAACACUUUUGGAACAGGUGGAGGAAAGAGUACUUGAUAGGACUUAGAGAAGCUCAUAGGGACAAAGGUGAUGGAUCAGCCAUUGCUCCAAAGGUAGGUGAUGUUGUAAUAGUUCAGGACGACGAUAGAAAGAGAGGCGAAUGGAAGAUGGCAGUUGUAGUUGAGUUAGUUAAAGGAAGAGAUUGCGUAGUGAGAGGAGCAAAAGUAAAAGUGGUUUCUAGUGGACGACCCGUGUACCUACCAGACCAGUUCAAAAAUUGUACCCCUUAGAGAUAAAAAGUCAGAGGGAAGAGGGGUGGGUAGGUACUGCGCCGGCAAAAAGUAAUAGCGCAGAAACCAACAAAUCAAAAAGAAGUACUCCUCCAAGGAAGGCAGCGCUUGAUUCGAAAUGCAAAUCUAGGUUAAUGCUUGACUCAUAGCGA
Paramuricea clavata is the source of this 15018-nucleotide messenger RNA. NCBI's taxonomy places the organism in Eukaryota, Metazoa, Cnidaria, Anthozoa, Malacalcyonacea, Plexauridae. The record is from the annotation of a GenBank genome assembly.